Molecule: messenger RNA, 8014 nt
Organism: Solanum stenotomum
Lineage: Eukaryota; Viridiplantae; Streptophyta; Magnoliopsida; Solanales; Solanaceae
Product: piezo-type mechanosensitive ion channel homolog
Exons: 21
Coding region: 303-7724 (2473 amino acids)
Source: RefSeq, a predicted model, not a curated record
UUGUCUUCAACCGAGCCUCGAACUGUCUCGCGUCUCAAAGUGGAAGAACCCCAUUGGUCAGUUUCGUAGUUUGAAAGCGAUCCAAUGGGACUCUAGACAUAAAUCUACAAUUCCAUUUUCUCUCAUAUAGUAUAAUUUAUUGAUAAGAGAACCCCAAUCGACCAAUUUCUUGAUGGGGUUCUGCUCUAAUCAAUUUUGUUAAUCAUUGAUCCGAGGCUUUAGUUCUUCAGCAAGAUUGAGUUUUUGGUGAUUUGGGGUUCUGAAAUUUCUAAUGUGGAUGAAUUGAGAAAAAAGAGCUGAUAAUGGGAAGUUUUCUUUAUGGUUUUGUGCUGCCAUUUCUGCUCUUAUCAGCUGGUUUACUGAAUUGGAGUUUGAUUUCUCUUGUCAAUUUGGUGUCUUCUCUUCUUUUGCGAUUCACGGCACCAAAAAGAGGAUUCCAUUUCAAAGGGAGAGUUCUGUUGUGGUUUGUUUUUCUAUUUUCAGUUCUCGCUAUUCUUCUGGAAGUGGUUUUUCUUAUUGUAUGGGCUAUUUUGGGUCCGGAAUGGGAGUUAGCUGAUGCAUGGUGGAUGAAACUUAUUGGAUUGAUGAAACUGAAGUCAUGGAGGUCCCCCUUAGUUAUUUAUCUCUUGGUUCUGCAACUAUUAGCUGCUGGUGUUGCUUUAUUUGAAAUCAAUGGCAACAGAUUUCGCUUGGGUCAGCUGCAAGAUCCCCGCUGGGAGCAUUUCUUAUCGGUUCUGGAACAUAUUGGUGCCCGUCUUAGAGUGAGUUCUUGCUUAUUUCUGCCUGCUGUUCAGUUGAUUGUGGGAAUUAGCUAUCCUUCUUGGCUUUCUCUACCCUUUUUCAUUUGUAGCUGUGUGGGCCUGGUUGAUUUAUCUUUAACAAGCAACUUUUUAGGUCUAUUCAGGGGGUGGAAGCUACUCUGGCUAUAUUCUGGUUUCAACCUAAGCCUGCUUUAUUUUUAUCAGCUCCGUAUUCCAUUUCCUCAGAUGUUCUACGUAGUAUCUGAUUAUAUUGGUCUCUACAAAAUAUCAGCGCACUCUGAUUGGCAAAAAAAUUGUUCUGGCCUUUCUCUUUUGGCAUACUAUUACUUGAUCUCUUUCAUUGAAGGUGAUUUGGAGGAAAUGUAUCUCAUUAUGACCAUGAGAGAAGGAAACUUGACUGAGCGGCUUCUGCCCUCGAGGCAUUCCUUUUUUGUUCGUGAAUACAGAUCUGGUGUGAGGCAUACUAAUGUUUUGUUGAAGAGGACAGUUUUCCGAAUUUUCACCAUCAACUUUUUCACGUACGGCUUCCCGGUCUCCUUGUUUGCCCUUUCUUUUUGGAGCUUCCAUUUUGCAAGUGUAUGUGCGUUUGGACUGCUAGCAUAUGUUGGCUACAUUUUGUAUGCUUUUCCGUCCUUGUUUCGUCUUCAUCGACUGAAUGGGUUGCUUCUAGUCUUCAUUCUUUUGUGGGCAGUCAGCACAUAUAUAUUCAAUGUGGCCUUUGUUUUCCUCAACUGGAAGCUUGGGAAGGACAUGGAGAUCUGGGAGAUGGUUGGAUUGUGGCGUUAUCCUAUUCCUGGCUUCUUCUUGCUUGCACAGUUUUUCCUCGGAAUCCUUGUUGCAGUUGGCAAUCUCGUAAAUAACUCUGUUUUUCUGUGCUUGUCAGAUGAAGAGAACCAAUCAUCGAAUGACAGCUUCAGUGAGGAAGUGAAAGAAGAGACCGAAGUAUUGAUUGUGGCAACAGUUGCCUGGGGAUUACGAAAAUGUUCUCGGGCUAUUAUGCUAGUUCUGAUAUUCAUUAUUGCAACAAAACCUGGAUUCAUCCAUGCUGUAUAUAUGAUAUUCUUUUUUGUUUAUCUUCUGAGCCAUGACAUCAAUGAAAAGAUGCGCCAGUCUCUAAUCCUUCUAUGCGAGGCUCAUUUUGCUGUCCUGUAUAUUCUUCACCUUAAUCUAAUCUCUCAAACAUUGGAGCAUAAAAGCUCAUGGAGUAUGGCGGUCCUGUCUCAGUUAGGUCUACUCCAAAGCGAUAGCUAUUACGAUUUCCUCGAGAUAGCAGUGCUUGCAUGCUUCUGUGCAGUUCAUAACCAUGGCUUUGAUACGUUAUUCUCGUUUUCAGCCAUUGUGCAGCAUACACCUUGUCCUCCUGUGGGAUUUAGCAUUUUGAAAGCUGGGUUAAACAAAUCAGUCCUGUUGUCAGUUUAUGCCUCUUCCACCAAUAGAGACCACAAUUCUGAUCAUUCACAUGAAAAGAGGAUAGCUUCAUAUCUCAGUGCCAUAGGGCAGAGAUUUUUGUCUGUAUAUAGAUCAUUUGGAACCUAUAUAGCUUUUGUGACCAUCCUUAUCACGGUGUAUCUGGUGACACCCAACUACGUGUCUUUUGGGUACAUCUUCCUUCUUCUGUUCUGGAUCAUUGGAAGACAACUAGUUGAGAAGACGAAGAGGCGCCUAUGGUAUCCACUAAAGCUCUAUGCAAUUUCAGUGUUUGUUCUCAUCUAUAGUUUGAGCAUUUUCCCCACUUUCGAGGCCUGGAUGUCCAAAAGCCUUGAUAUUCAGGUAUACCUUGGCUAUCACCAUGGAGCAUCACUAUUUGAAAAUGUAUGGCAGUCUCUUGCAAUCGUAAUUGUGAUGCAAAUGUAUAGCUAUGAGAGGCGACAAAGCAAAUUCAUCCAUUCAGAAGAUCCUGGUCCAUCACAGUUUGGGAUAUUCGGUUUCAUCAGACGGUUUCUCAUUUGGCACAGUCAAAAAAUUUUGUUCAUAGCUCUGUUUUAUGCAUCAUUAUCUCCAAUAAGUGCAUUUGGGCUUUUCUAUCUUCUGGGUCUUGUCCUCUGUUCAACCCUGCCAAAAGCUUCCCGAAUACCAUCCAAGUUGUUCUUGAUUUACACUGGAUUUAUAGUGGCGAUAGAAUAUCUGUUUCAGAUGUGGGGUAAACAGGCUGGGAUGUUUCCUGGACAAAAGCAUUAUGCUUUAUCUGUUAUCUUGGGCCUCGAGGUGUAUAGACCAAGCUUUUGGGGUCUUGAAGCAGGUUUGAGGGCUAAAGUGCUUGUUGUUGCCGCAUGUACACUUCAGUAUAAUGUUUUCCAUUGGUUGGAAAAGAUGCCAACUUCUCUUUUGAAUGACAAUAGAUCUGAGGAACCUUGUCCAUUGUUCGUCUCAGAAGAAGAUGUAAUGCCUUUAGUUCCUGAUGGGGAAAACAAGCCAGUAGCAGACUCCAAUGAAUUUUCUACACAAGGGAUGCGAACAUCAAGCAAGUCAUGCCCGUAUUUCGACCAGAGUCUCUAUCAAUCAUCUGAUGGUGUGUCCUCUAGCAGAGGAGUCUCCGAGUAUAGAAGUAGAAGUAAAUAUUCUUUUGGUUCUAUCUGGGGAAGCAGAAAGGAGAGUCAUAAGUGGAAUAAGAAGCUUGUUGUAUCACUGAGAAAAGAAAGACUUGAAAUGCAGAAGACUACCUUGAAAAUUUAUUUGAAAUUCUGGGUGGAGAAUAUGUUCAACCUCUUUGGGCUUGAGAUCAAUAUGCUCGCAUUGCUUCUCACCAGCUUUGCUUUACUUAAUGCCGUCUCCUUGCUCUACAUUGCUUUACUAGCUUCUUGUGUUCUUCUGGAACGGCGAAUCAUUCGUAAAGUUUGGCCGAUUUUUGUACUAUUGUUCACUUUGAUUCUUUUGCUUGAAUAUUUUGCCAUGUGGAAGAGCUUGAUGCCUUUAAAUCAGCACCGACCAAAUCAGACGGUACAUUGUCAUGAUUGCUGGAGCAGAUCGGAUGCGUACUUUGAUUAUUGUAAAAAGUGUUGGCUUGGGUUUACUGUUGAUGACCCUCGAAUUCUGAUCAGUUAUUAUGUGGUCUUCAUGCUUGCAUGUUUCAAGCUCCGUGCUGAUCGCACCUCCAGUUUAUCAGGGUCCUUUACAUAUCGUCAGAUGGUCUCACAGCGCAAGAAUUCUUUCGUGUGGCGAGAUCUUUCAUUUGAAACCAAAAGCAUGUGGACCUUUCUUGACUACUUGAGGCUUUACUGCUAUUGUCAUCUUCUAGACCUUGUGCUUGCUUUGAUACUGAUAACGGGUACCCUUGAGUAUGAUGUUCUACAUCUUGGAUAUCUUGGCUUUGCUCUGAUCUUCUUCCGGAUGAGGCUUACGAUUUUGAAAAAGAAAAAUGAGAUAUUCAAGUAUCUUCGCAUAUACAAUUUUACUGUCAUAGUUCUCUCUCUGGCCUAUCAGUCUCCAUUUAUUGGUGAUUUUAAUGCGGGAAAAUGUGAAACUGUAGAUUACAUUUACGAAGUGAUUGGAUUUUAUAAAUAUGAUUAUGGCUUUCGCAUUACCUCAAGAUCAGCUUUGGUCGAGAUCAUAAUUUUUGUGCUUGUCUCACUGCAAUCGUACAUGUUCUCUUCCCCAGAAUUCGAAUAUGUGUUCCGUUAUCUUGAGGCGGAACAAAUUGGUGCUGUUGUACGUGAGCAAGAGAAAAAAGCUGCCUGGAAAACUGCACAGUUACAGUACAUUCGUGAGUCUGAGGAGAAGAAACGCCAGCGAAAUUUGCAAGUGGAGAAGAUGAAGUCGGAGAUGCUCAACUUACAAAUACAGCUUCACAGUACAGAUACAAUUUCUGCUGCCACUCGUGGUGACACUUCUCCUCCUAGUGAGGGUUUAAGGAGGAGGAAGAAUUUUUCAGCUCCGAAUUUAGAGGAAAGAAAACCAGAUAAACUGGAGAUGAAUGUUAAUUCAGACUCUCUUUUUACUCAUGAUUUCCCUGAAUCUCCAAACAGUACCAGGGAAGAAAGCCCAUUGGCAGCAGAACUUAUGAAGCACCCAAUUGAAACUUCUUUGUGUGAAAUAAGUGAAGUUGAAGAAGAUGCAGGUGAUAAUGCUUUAAACCUGGACAAAAACAACAAAAGAAAAGGACAAUCUAAGGAUAAUCCGUUAGUUUCUGCGGUACAGUUGUUUGGUGAUGGUGUUUCUCAAGUACAAUCCAUUGGGAAUCAGGCUGUAAGCAAUAUUGUGAGCUUUCUAAACAUUCCACCAGAUGACUCUGAUUCUAAUGAGACCUCAACUGCUGGAGGUGGAAUAUCUUAUGAGAGAGAGGGUGAGAAUACUCCGUACACUCAUCUGGACCGCUCUUCUUCUUUGCAAUCUGAUAGGAGUAGAACGUCUGAAGCAGCAAGUUUGCAAAUUGGGAGAAUCUUCUAUCACAUCUGGUCCCAGAUGCGUUCAAAUAAUGAUGUUGUGUGCUAUUGUGGCUUUCUUCUCGUCUUUCUUUGGAACUUUAGUUUGCUUUCUAUGGUGUACCUGGCAGGUCUCUUUCUGUAUGCGCUUUGUGUGAACACUGGGCCAAGUUACAUUUUCUGGGUCAUCAUGCUAAUCUACACAGAAAUAUACAUUUUGAUCCAGUAUAUUUAUCAAAUAAUUAUUCAGCACUGUGGUUUUAGCAUUCAGUCCACUACUCUUCAAGAGCUGGGUUUUCCUACCAAAAGGAUAACAUCAUCUUUUGUCAUAAGUUCACUGCCACUAUUUCUGGUGUACUUGUUUACCCUCAUACAGAGCACUAUAACAGCAAAAGAUGGUGAAUGGUUUUCUCUAGGAUACAGUACUUGGAAAAGUAGACUUUUGGACCCAAAGGAGGACCUAGUGGCAUCUGGGUGGAUUGAGAAGGCGAGGAAGCUCUUCCUUCCAUUCAAAAAUAUGGUGAAGAUGGUGAUCAGAGGCUGUUGUAGGUAUUGGAAAUCACUAACGCAGGAGGCAGAAUCUCCACCAUACUUUGUCCAGUUGUCCAUGGAUGUUCACAUGUGGCCAGAGGAUGGAAUCCAACCAGAGAGGAUUGAAUCUGGAAUAAAUGAAAUUCUAAGGCUUAUGCAUGAUGAUAGAUGCAAAAAUCAAAACCCCAGCAGUUGUUCUUGUUCUAGUAGGGUCCAAAUUCAAAGCAUCGAAAAGAGUAGUGAAAAUCCAAAAAUCGCAUUGGCUGUUUUUGAGGUGGUUUAUGCCUGCCCAUUGACAGAAUGUCCACCUGAACAGUUCAAAUCACUCACUCCAGCUGCUGACAUAGCGAACGAGAUCCGUGGAGCACAAACCAAAGGUGCUGUUGAAGAAGUUGGAUUUCCAUACCCUAUACUCUCCAUCAUAGGCGGGGGUAGAAGGGAAGUUGAUCUUUAUGCUUAUAUCUUUGGUGCUGAUCUGAGUGUGUUCUUCUUGGUUGCUAUUUUCUACCAAUCUGUUAAAAAAAACAAAAGCGAGUUCUUGGAUGUUUCCCAACUUGAGGAUCAGUUUCCCAAGGACUAUGUAUUUAUAUUGAUGGCAAUAUUCUUCUUGAUUGUGCUUGACCGCAUCAUAUACCUCUGUUCAUUUGCCACAGGAAAAGUGAUCUAUUACAUUUCAAAUCUUGUUCUUUUUACAUAUGUCGUCACAGAGUAUGCUUGGAAUAUAGAUGCACAGCAAAGUGCUGCUGGAUUAGCCCUCCGUGCAAUAUAUCUGACAAAAGCAAUAUCUCUGGCACUGCAAGCCAUACAAAUCCGCUAUGGUGUUCCUCACAAGAGCACAUUGUAUCGCCAAUUCCUCACCAGCAAAGUUUCUCAAAUCAAUUAUCUAGGUUACCGGCUAUAUCGAGCUCUUCCUUUCCUGUAUGAAUUACGGUGUGUACUGGACUGGUCUUGCACUAAAACUUCAUUGACAAUGUAUGACUGGCUGAAGUUGGAAGACAUAAAUGCAAGCUUGUACCUUGUCAAAUGUGAUGCUGUUCUGAACAGAGCUACACACAAACCAGGGGAGAAGCAGACUAAGAUGACCAAAUUCUGUAAUGGAAUAUGCUUGUUCUUUAUAUUGAUCUGUGUAAUCUGGGCUCCCAUGCUGAUGUACAGCAGUGGUAAUCCAACUAACAUUGCAAAUCCUGUAAAUGAUGUGAGGGUUCAGCUUGAUAUCAAAGAAAAAAGUGGAGGAAGGUUAACCCUCUAUCAGACUACUCUUUGUGAAAUGAUUCCAUUUAAUCAGCUCCAUGAUGAUUUGAAUCUUGACCCCAACGGCUAUCUUUAUGCAUACAAUAAAAAUGAUAUCCAACUUAUCUGCUGUCAACCUGAUGCAAAUACUCUGUGGCUGGUUCCGGAUGUGGUUCAGAGAAGAUUCAUUCUGUCUCUGAAAGAUAUGGAAGUUAAAUUUUCUUGGGUUCUUACAAGGGACAGGCCUAAGGACAAAGAGGUUGUGAAAUACGAAAGAACUCUUGAUCCUGUGGAUUGUCCAAAGCCUUGGGAAGUUAAGAAAGUUUUGAAUGGCUCCACCAAUAGCUUCCGUGCAUAUAAUAUAUAUCCUAGAUAUAUUCGCGUGACUGGUUCUGGGGAAGUUAGGACUAUUGAAGAGGAGGCAAAUGGUGUUAGCGCGGAUAUCAUUUUAAAUCGGGGAGUCUCUGAGUGGUGGUCCUUCAAUGAUAUCAACUCACAGGAUGUAACAGGCUGUGGAGGGUUGAUAGGGCCUAUGGCCAUAAUUGUAUCAGAGGAAACACCACAGGGCUUGCUGGGUGAAACUCUCAGCAAAUUCAGUAUAUGGGGUCUCUACAUCACAUUUGUUUUAGCAGUUGGUCGCUUCAUCAGACUGCAGUGCUCUGACCUACGAAUGAGAAUCCCAUAUGAAAAUCUUCCUUCAUGUGACAGAUUGAUUGCCAUCUGUGAGGAUAUAUAUGCUGCAAGAGCAGAGGGUGAGCUCGUAGUGGAGGAAAUCCUAUACUGGACGCUAGUGAAGAUAUACAGGUCUCCACACAUGUUGCUCGAGUAUACUAAGUCUGAUUAGUCUAAUAAGAGUUUACUCUCAACUGCAACUGAUAUUUGUCCUAACGCAUAUGUAGAAGAGAUACUAACCAAUACCCCAUAGAGUUCAUCUGUUAUCUUCGCAGUGAAAUAUGCCAAAACAUCCCAAUGAUCUUUUUUUAUUUUAGCUUGAAGUUGAGCAGAUGACAGAAACAUUUGUAAAUAUAGGGCAGAGUGCAAAAUAUAGCAACAGUUUUGUGUAAAACACAGAGUACUUAUAGUUUUCUGGCAAUGAAAAGGUUCUCAAUUCUCAUCCAUCUAAUUUGUGUUCAU